ACGGAAUUUGGUUUUCAGCUGAGUAAUGUUCAAGAGGAGUUAGCCAGAUUACAUGAAGAGAAUCAGAAGCUGAGAAGCAUGCUAGAUCAGAUCACCAAAAACUACAGCGAUCUACAUGGUCAAUUUCUUGCAAUGCAAAGACAGGCACAGCAGAAAGAUGCAAAUGGGAAGUCAAGUCCUAUAGGAUCGGCCCACCAGUUGAUGGGACCACGAGCAUCUGCUCCAUUGGAUGUCAAUGAACCUUCAGCAUCCGAGGAUAAGACCACGCAAGAAUUGUCAAUUUCUCCGGCAAACACUAUGGAAGUUAUGUCAAGAGAACAUGACUUUCAAAGAAUUCAGAUGUCAGGGAAACAAGUUCCCAUCGAAGACGGUACUACCGAUCAAACUUCCCAGAAUCUGGGGUCCGCAAAUAGCCCUACCAAUUUAGAUCAUGGUCGAAAAGAUGAUGAACAAGCUCCGGAGGUACCUUUCAGGAAAGCCAGGGUGUCUGUUAGAGCUAGAUCGGAAGCUCCGCUGAUCAGUGAUGGAUGUCAAUGGAGAAAAUAUGGUCAAAAGAUGGCCAAGGGUAAUCCUUGUCCACGUGCCUACUAUCGCUGCACCAUGGCUGUUGGAUGCCCAGUUCGGAAACAGGUGCAAAGAUGUGCUGAGGAUAAAACAAUUCUCAUCACAACAUACGAAGGAAAUCAUAAUCACCCUCUUCCUCCAGCAGCCACAGCAAUGGCAAACACUACGUCGGCUGCAGCGGCCAUGCUGCUGUCAGGUUCAACUACCAGCAAGGAAAGUGGCCUAGUAAAUUCUGGUUACUUCCCUCCAUUGCCCUAUGCAUCAACAAUGGCAACCCUAUCUGCCUCUGCUCCAUUUCCCACCAUAACCCUAGACCUAACCCAGGGCCCAAACUCUAUCCCUUUUUUACGUCCUGCACCUCCGCCGGCGACAUUUCCGUUGUCUCUCCAUGGUUAUCCUCAUCUCUUAGGGCAACCGGUGUUUGUUCCUCCCAAGUUGCCUAACGGUUUGCCAACAGCGCAGUUAGGGCAACGACAUGCAUCCAUGGUUGAAACAGUUACCGCAGCUAUUGCUUCUGAUCCAAACUUCACUACAGCCUUAGCAGCAGCCAUUUCCACAAUUAUAGGAGCACCAAGGAGUGGCGAUGGGAAUAUUAACAACAAUGGUGGAAACAACAAUGCUGCUCCAGUGCUUGGUGUGCCUGGAUCCCCUCAACUUCCUCAGUCUUGCACCACUCUCUCCACUAACUAAAGUUUUGGGAUCAUUUUUCUCGUUUGCUAGCUUCAGGCAGUAGUUGUGUUGUUUUGAGAGAUGGAUAACCCGUAUGUGUUUAACUAACGGGUGCCUUAGAGGCCUGAGCUAUAGAUAUCAAUCCAAUAUGAUCAUCAGUUUAUGAAAUGGAGAUAAACAGAUUUGAUCUAGGAUGAAUCUUACGAGCACAUAUACGCUGCUGCAAAUUUAAUUAGGUAAUAAGUACCACUGAAUUUUUUAGAGUUUUGAUGCAGACAUUACCUUUUGUUGUCUACGUACACAGUAUUAUUGUAUGUGUACUGCAGCUGGUACACACACUGUAAUAAGCAGUUUGAAAACUUAGAGCAUGGUUUAAGAGUGCUAUUAUGUGCCAAAGUAAGAAAGCUUUGCGUUGUUACAAAAACUAAGUUUUAUGAAGAUCAGGUGCACUUGUAUAGUGAAAAUGGAAAUAUUCACUUUAUUUUCAAGAUGAAACAUUAAAAAAAAAGAAAAAAACAAAAAAAGAAAAAACACAGAACAUGUCUUAACUCCCUUUUGCUCCGAACUACAUUUUCAUGGGUAUCUGCUAAAAUUAUCUACAUUCACCCAAAAGAGCUCCGUUUGUUUGGAUUUCAAAAUCUGCAGACUUUAAACAAAUGAGAUUUGCAAGACGCCAUGGCUGGCAGCGACCCCUCCACCCUUUGCAGUUUGUGGGGAUGGGAGUGUACAGUAUUCUGGUUGUGGCUUUUUAUACAUUCCUCGGCCUUUUCC
Rubroshorea leprosula is the source of this 2004-nucleotide messenger RNA. NCBI's taxonomy places the organism in Eukaryota, Viridiplantae, Streptophyta, Magnoliopsida, Malvales, Dipterocarpaceae. The record is from the annotation of a GenBank genome assembly.